Messenger RNA from Vigna unguiculata (cowpea), 702 nucleotides. RefSeq lists its product as uncharacterized. Lineage: Eukaryota; Viridiplantae; Streptophyta; Magnoliopsida; Fabales; Fabaceae. The record is from RefSeq and is a predicted model, not a curated record.
AUGACAUCUUCUUCCACCAAAUUGACUCUGAAAUUGUUUAUAGACUCAAAGCGUGAGAUAGUUCCUUUCGCAGAAACAUCAAAAGCGGUUGUAGACUCUCUCUUAACCUUGCUAUGCUUGCCUUUCGGUACUGUCAUAAGGAUUCUGAACAAGAAUCAAAUGAUUGGCAGCUUAGGCAAUCUGUAUCAAAGUGUUGGGAAUCUGGAUAAAACGUACAUGCAAGAAAAGGAGCAUAAGGAUCUACUGUUGAAGCCAAGUACCCCCAUGUAUUCACAAAUCUCUGGCCUUCUUUCUUCAAUCAAUGGCACUUCUUCUGAGACCUCCACGACUGUGUUCUUCUACAGGUGCCCAAAACACUAUGAAUUCGUCACAUGCGAUAACACCAUUUCCUGUCCUGAGAAAUGUGGGACUAUUAUGAACAGGGAAAUGCGUUUUCUUGGUAAGAAUGUUCCAAAGCAAAUCUCUGCCGAAAAGAGUGGUUUUGUGAAAGAGGCUGUUACUUACAUGGUGAUGGAUGAUUUAGUGAUUCACCCCUUGUCCAGCAUUGCCUUACUUACCAAACUCAACGUCAGAGAUGUUGGCGCCUUACAGGAAAAGGUGGUCGAGUUGGAUAUCAAGCAGGUUGUGAAUCUUAUAAGGGCUUCUCUGCAGUCCAAGACGGUUUUGACAGAUGUUUUUCUCAAGAAUCAUGCUUCGGCAUAG